AUGCCAAUUGAUGCUUCUGGCCAGACAGUGACGCAUGAAGAUGACAAAUUGGCACAAGGCCUUUGCCUGCGAUUUUUCGAUGAAUACAGGAUUGGCAGAUCUGAUGUCCCCGAUCUGGGGUGUGACGAUCCGUCCUCGUUGGUGAGUCUCAAGACUAGAAUUCAAAAUGAUAAUUCUUUGCGUGCUGCUGCUCUCCACCAGAUGCGGGAUUGCCCUGGAUUGAUUCGACCACUCCAUUCUAGUCCUGCACUGAGCUUCUUCACUCUCACCCUGUCCUCUUUUUCUCUUCCUUGCCCGACUCAGGGUCCUUUCUUCGAGAGUGAGUCGGCAUGA
Messenger RNA from Penicillium oxalicum, 333 nucleotides. RefSeq lists its product as uncharacterized. Bases 1 to 333 code for a protein of 110 amino acids. The transcript has a single exon. NCBI's taxonomy places the organism in Eukaryota, Fungi, Ascomycota, Eurotiomycetes, Eurotiales, Aspergillaceae. The record is from RefSeq and is a predicted model, not a curated record.